Molecule: messenger RNA, 880 nt
Organism: Pseudomassariella vexata
Lineage: Eukaryota; Fungi; Ascomycota; Sordariomycetes; Amphisphaeriales; Pseudomassariaceae
Product: O-methyltransferase
Exons: 2
Coding region: 36-704 (222 amino acids)
Molecular function (GO): S-adenosylmethionine-dependent methyltransferase activity; O-methyltransferase activity
Source: RefSeq, a predicted model, not a curated record
CAUCGCACAUUCCCUACACACCCAGACGACCCUCUAUGUCUUACUCUUCCACCGACAAACUCAGCCAAGCCUCCACCAUCGACUCCCUCGCCCAAUCCACCCUUCUCCGCCCUAAUCCGCACCUGGCCCAUGCCCUUUCCAACUCCCAAAAGCAUGGUCUACCUCCAAUUGCCAUCUCCCCACUCCAAGGACAAUACCUAUCCGUCCAAUGCCGUCUACUGGGCGCAAAGUCCGUGCUCGAAAUCGGCACUUUAGGUGGCUACUCCACCCUCUGCUUCGCUGAAACCGGGGCCAAAGUAACGAGCAUCGAGAUCAACCCUCGUCACCAGGCCGUGGCACUCGAGAACAUCUCCGCUGCUGGUCAUGACGCCGAGAUGAUUCUCGGUGCCGCGCUGGAUGUGCUCCCCAAAUUGGAGCAGGAGGGAAGGAAGUUCGAUAUGGUGUUUAUUGAUGCGGAUUGGGAGAGGCAGGGGGAGUACUUUGAUUGGGCUGUUCGACUGACGCGGGCGAAGGGGGGUAUUUAUGUGGAUAACGUGGUUAGGCAGUUGUUGGAGAGCGAGACGACGGAUGCUGGGACGGAGUCGCUAAUGACAAAGGUGGGGAGGGAUGAGAGGGUGACAGCGACGCUUGUGCCGACGGUUUCUUCGCAUAGGGGGAUGGCGGGGGCAGCGUUUGAUGGGUUUUUGUUGGCGGUGGUGCACUAGGCAUUCUAUUGAGAGGGAUAUCAUGGAAGGCUAGCCUUCUAUCAAUCAAUGCCAUCCUAAAUUGGUUCAGAAAAUUUUGGCCCCUAACGCCGCACAAUUCAUCCGACGUACACUAUUCGUUCUUUUCCAUGGUUAACCCGUUGCCUUCUGAUAAGAGAAAAAGAACAUUCUGUCCG